Messenger RNA from Ylistrum balloti, 1428 nucleotides. RefSeq names its product mucin-2-like. The transcript is spliced from 10 exons. The record is from RefSeq and is a predicted model, not a curated record. Lineage: Eukaryota; Metazoa; Mollusca; Bivalvia; Pectinida; Pectinidae. The coding region runs from base 1 to 1428 and encodes 475 amino acids.
AUGAUAAUACUACUUUCAGUUACAUUUGCAUUGGUUGUGUCAUGCAAGGCACAGCUGUGUGAAGAUGUAGAUUCCGCUCUCUGCAAAGAUAUAUUCUCCCUUAAUCCUAGGCUGUGCUCGACUGAUUGUUUCUCUUCAUCUAUCUGCCCCCGCACCUGUGGAAAAUGUCCAUUGAAGUGUUACGACUGUCACGAAGUGACCGACCCAAACCAAUGUAACAAAACAUCACAAUGUCCAUCUCCUGAUCAUUUUUGUAUAACGGCAGAGUCAUUUAAUGAUGACUUCAAGGUUACCUACAAACUAGGAUGUGCCUUAAAUUCCAUAUGUGCACAACACAUUGUACCAACAUUGAAGCGCAGAGACAAUGCCCAGUUAGAGCAGAUCCAGCUGAAGGGAACUUGUUGCGCAAACGAUCUAUGUAACAUUGAAACAUGGCAUGUAUUGACAAGGCCACCACCGUCUCUAACGAGUCCGAAUACAAGCCAGCCAACAUCAUCUGUCUCCAAACCGUCGACGUCAUCACUAACGUCAAUUCAAAACAUAACAUCAGGUCAAUGCGAUGACAUCAAUGCUAAUAUAUGCUCCCGUCUUCAAACACUUAUACCUGAUAUGUGUUCCAACGACUGCAUUGCUAACGAAGUUUGUCCAAGAAGAUGUGGGAAAUGCAUUAGAUGUUACGAAUGCAGCCACGUGCCCAGUUCAGAUAGAUGUUCAAAAACAACUGUCUGUGGUAGAGGAGAGCAAUGUCUUUCGGUAGAGACGAUUUCGGCAGCUUUUGUACAUGGUUUUAAACUAGGAUGCAUGGACGAGAGACUCUGCUCGACGUUUGGUCAGAGUGCUCCCGCAACGUUCGGGAAACGACAAGGAUAUGAGAUAUACAUCCACGGAGGAUGCUGUAAAGGAGAGCUAUGUAAUCAUCACGUCGUUCAGCCAUCACACUCAGAACCACCGACUAAAAACUCAACCACACCACCGACUAUCAACACAGCCACAUCGUCCAUAUCCACUGUACCCUCUACCACCAAAGCACCCAGAGCAACUACAUCCACUUUAAUAUCAAACAUCAGUACAACUACGACAACUACGCCCACUAUACCAUCAGCUUUUACCGCAACAACGGCAACCACAUUCAUUUUACCAUCAACUACUACCGCAACCACAGCAACCACGUCCACUUUACCACCAACAACCAGUACGACUUUGCUAUCUACUAGACAUUUAACUGCCGAUGUGGUGACCAGUACACUUAUACCAUGUGAGGAUUACGACAAAUCGGGCUACUGUGAUCAGUUUGUGCCUUUGAUUUGUUUAAGUACAGAUCCUAUGUCGCAAAAGUUCGCCUUAGCAAAUUGCGCCUUAAGCUGUAAAUUUUGUGAUAAAUUUCAUGGUGAAAAGUUUGGCAAGGAAAAACAAGUGCUUAUUGGUUAA